GGGCGCACGCCAUUAUACGAAGCCGUCAUGUGGCAGCAUCUGGAACAAGCCACGCAGCUCCUCGACUACGGCUCCGAUCUAGAGAUAGCAGACAACAACGGAUGGACGCCACUCUAUAGCGCAGUGCUUCAGGGCCACGCACCCUUGACGAGGUUGUUGUGCAAGAGGGGCGCGUUCGUCGACAAGAAGGACAAGACAAGCCAGACACCAUUACAUUACGCCGUAUCGCAAGGGCGGCAGGAGAUCGUGGAGAUGCUUGUAGAUGCAGGCGCAGAC
This is a messenger RNA of Truncatella angustata, 276 nucleotides long. Its product is annotated as ankyrin repeat protein. Gene Ontology annotation, molecular function: protein binding. The record is from RefSeq and is a predicted model, not a curated record. Lineage: Eukaryota; Fungi; Ascomycota; Sordariomycetes; Amphisphaeriales; Sporocadaceae. Gene Ontology annotation, cellular component: nucleus; cytoplasm. The transcript has a single exon. The annotation marks the transcript as partial.